AGUGUUGUGUAGUGGUCUCUCAUACAUCAUUUUGUUGCUCUUCAUUCAUGAAAAUGAAACUUUUUUUAUGCUAGUUUGUUCAUGUGGGUAAUCUUGUUUGAUGAUAUCUUACUUUUUGUGGAGCUUGAAGAGGAAGAAUGCUUUGGUGUUAGUGAAGACUCAAUCAUAUCAAAGAUGAUGAAAUAAGCAAGGUUAUACUUUUUUGAAUUUUGACCAUAGAAAAAGUGGGAAAAAAAGCAAAAGCAAUAAACUUUGUCCCUUUGACAGCAUUUUCAUUCAACCUUCCUUUUCUUUCCCACACGCUUCUUAUCCUUCCACACUUUCUGCACACUCUUCAAUUCAUCAAACCAAAAAAAAACAUUCAUUUUUUAGAGGGUAUUCAACAAUGCUUUCGUAUGAGAUGGAUAAUCCAUUGAUGGGUUUUGAAACAUCUUUCAAAGGUUGUUUUUCUAGUGUCUUAGACACUGAAAAAAUGGAUCUCAAGUUGAUAAUUGAAGAGCUUGAUUCAAUUGAUGAUGUUCCUUAUGUGUUUAUAUGUCCAAUCUCACUUGAACCAAUGCAAGAGCCUGUUACACUAUGCACAGGUCAAACCUAUGAUAGAUCCAACAUCCUUAAAUGGUUUUCACUUGGUCACAAAACAUGUCCAACAACAAUGCAAGAGUUAUGGGAUGAUUCAAUCACUCCCAACAACACUCUCAAACAAUUGAUCUUUACUUGGUUCUCACACAAGUACUUAGGAAUGAAGAAGAAGCUUGAAGAUGUUCAAGGAAGAGUUUUGGAAACAUUGGAGACACUCAAGAAGGUAAAGGGUCAAAGUAGAGUCAAAGCUCUUAAGGAUCUUAGAAAACUUGUUGUUUCUCAUGUUUGUGCUAGGAAAACAUUGUUGGAAAAUGGUGGGGUUGGUUUGGUUUGUUCUUUGUUAGGUUCUUUUACUUCACAUGUUGUUGGUUGUGAAGCUAUUGGUAUCAUUGUGAAUUUGGAUUUGAGUUUAGAAUUGAAGAGAAAACAUCUUAUGCAUCCAGGUAAAGUUUCAUUGGUUGUUGAUAUCAUGAAUGAGGGAACUAUUGAAACAAAGAUGAAUUGUGCUAAAUUGAUUGAAAUGUUGUUGAUGGAAUUGGAAGGAAAUGAAACUAUGGUUGAGAUUGUUUCAAGUUUGAGUCUUUUGGUUGGAUUAUUGAGAUUAGUGAGAGAUAAGAAACAUCCAAAUGGAGUCUUAAUUGGUCUCACAUUGCUUAAGAAAGUAUUAUGUUGUCAUGAAUCAAUUAGAAGUUCUAUGAUAAGCAUAGGUGCAAUUCCUCAAUUGAUUGAGAUUUUACCAAAUUUGAACAAUGAGUGUUUGGAGAUAGCACUUUAUAUAUUAGAGGUAUUGUCAACACUUGAAGAAGGGAAAUUGGCAUUGAAAGAAUGUCCAAACAUUAUACCUAAUGUGGUAAAGAUGUUGAUGAGAGUCUCAGAAAAUUGUACACAAUUUGCAUUGUCAAUAUUGUGGGCUAUUUACAAACUUGCACCUGAAGAAUGUGCUUCAAAGGCUGUGGAAGCUGGAUUGGCUUCAAAAUUAUUGCUUGUGAUUCAGAGUGGUUGUAAUCCUGUUUUGAAACAGAAAUCUUCUGAGUUUUUGAAAAUGUGUAGUGUGAAUUAUUCUACUAGUAUUUUUAUUUCUAAGUGUAUGCUUACUACAACAAUACAAUGAAAAAUAAGAAAUUUGUUCAUAUACA
Molecule: messenger RNA, 1715 nt
Organism: Medicago truncatula (barrel medic)
Lineage: Eukaryota; Viridiplantae; Streptophyta; Magnoliopsida; Fabales; Fabaceae
Product: U-box domain-containing protein 30
Exons: 1
Coding region: 386-1690 (434 amino acids)
Biological process (GO): protein ubiquitination
Molecular function (GO): ubiquitin protein ligase activity
Source: RefSeq, a predicted model, not a curated record